Colletotrichum acutatum is the source of this 687-nucleotide messenger RNA. Its product is annotated as ankyrin repeat-containing domain protein. Lineage: Eukaryota; Fungi; Ascomycota; Sordariomycetes; Glomerellales; Glomerellaceae. Gene Ontology annotation, molecular function: protein binding. The coding region runs from base 1 to 687 and encodes 228 amino acids. The transcript has 2 exons. The record is from RefSeq and is a predicted model, not a curated record.
AUGAAAUCACUCGACGGCCUUCCGCCGGAGAUUCUCCACGAUAUACUAAAGUAUGUAAGCAAGCACGACCUCUGCAACCUGCGCCUGGCAAACCGUACACACGCAACCUUCGGUCUCCCCCACAUCCUCAAGCUCAUCGCAUCAGAGCUCCGAGAGUCUCCAAAGAAGCCAUUCGAACCACCAUCCUACCUUCAUCGGCUGGUAAAAUGCUGUUUUCACGAGAUACUUGAGACCCUCCUCAAGCUCAGCGCACCUCCCGACGAGUUCAACGCGCAGGGCGAAACGGCACUGCACGCUGCGGCCCGCCGUGGCUGCGGGAGGGAUUGCAUCCGGAUCCUGUUGGCUGAGUCCGCCAACCCGGACGUGGAAAGUCGUCUGGGGUGGACGCCGCUCAUGAUCGCAGCUAGGUACGGCCAUGUUGAGGCCAUCGCGGAGCUAAUACGCGGCGGUGCGCGGCUGGAUCGGAGGGGUUUUCAUGGAUGGACGGCUCUGCACGUCGCUGGCCAGAACGACCAGGAUGAUGCUUCUGAAUUGCUGGUCAGGGCGGGCGCGAGUCUGGGAAUUGCUGAUAAUGAUGGGUUGAAGGCGAAUGAUACUCCUGUGGGAAGGGUAAGCAGUCAUCUCCCGUGCCAAUACCUGAGAAGGCAACAGAGGCCGCUCGUUUCCUCCGGUAUCCUAGAAACAUGA